Messenger RNA from Fusarium redolens, 363 nucleotides. RefSeq lists its product as uncharacterized. Bases 66 to 290 code for a protein of 74 amino acids. The transcript has a single exon. The record is from RefSeq and is a predicted model, not a curated record. NCBI's taxonomy places the organism in Eukaryota, Fungi, Ascomycota, Sordariomycetes, Hypocreales, Nectriaceae.
CCGCAUAUUUCUAAAAUCGGAUUCAAUUCUUAUGUGAGGUUUUCCUUCUUUCUUCUGUAUUUCUUAUGAUCAUCAUUUGUUCAACAACUCGGUAUCAGCCACUGGGGGCGGCCACAAUUCAGUCGUUGGAUCGACUUGUGAGCCAGCUGUACGGACUCCGAGUUAAAGUUUGGGUUGGCAAGAUAAGGGUUGAUUCAGAUAUCUUCAAAUCUUCUCAAGACUUGAAACCCAACGCAUCCUUUUUCUCAGAUAUCAUAUCAUCAUCUUGCACCUCAAAAACAGAAACUUAAGCGUCUUGUGUAGGGUAAUUCGGCACUUAACCCAUGCUUAUACGGAAGACAUUCCCCGUCUUGGCUAGCGGAU